GCCGGGCUCCUUCUCCCGCCGCCCGCCCGACUCGCACCCGGCUCGGCGACCCGGAGCAGGAGCAAGUCCGGCUGCUGGCGGCCGCGGGGCUGCGCGUGUCCGGCAUCCCGGGGCCGCUGCGGCCCGGGCGGCGAGGGGGGCCGGCGGUCCAUGCAUCCGCUGCCGCCCGCCGCCGUCGCCGCGAUGGAUUUCAGCCAGAACGGCCUGUUCGGCUACAUGGAUGACCUGCAGGAGCUGACCAUCAUCGAGAGGCCGGUCCGCCGGAGCCUCAAGACGCCAGAAGAAAUAGAAAGACUGACAGUUGAUGAAGACCUCAGUGAUAUUGAAAGGGCUGUUUAUUUGCUCAGUGCUGGUCAAGAUAUCCAAGGAACGAGUGUUAUUGCAAAUCUUCCAGUUUUGAUGCGACAGAAUCCCACUGAGACACUGCGGAGAGUCUUGCCAAAAGUCAGAGAAGUCCUGCAUGUUGCAGGUGUGGAGAUGCAGUUAAUGGCUGCGGUAUCAUUUUUGACUAUUCUACAGGAAGAAUCAGUGUCAAUUCACACAUAUGCCCACGCCUUCCUCCAAGUCAUCCUCCUCCAUCUGGAGCACAGGGAUACAGGUGUCAGCAAUGCCUGGCUGGAAACGCUUCUGUCCGUGAUAGAAGUAUUACCCAAGGAAACCUUAAGGCACGAGAUUUUGAAUCCACUUGUUUCCAAGGCACAACUUUCCCAAACAGUCCAGUCUCGUUUAGUUAGUUGUAAGAUUUUAGGAACAUUGACCAAUAAAUUUGAUGCCCAUACCAUUAAAAGAGAAAUACUUCCUCUGGUAAAAUCACUUUGUCAAGAUGUGGAGUAUGAAGUUCGAUCUUGUAUGUGUCGGCAAUUGGAAAAUAUAGCUCAAGGCAUUGGGACAGAACUGACAAAAAGUGUGGUGCUCCCCGAGUUAAUAGAACUCUUCAGCGAUGAAGGCAGCAGCGUCCGGCUUGCAGCCUUUGAAACACUGGUUAAUCUGCUCGACAUCUUUGACACAGAUGACAGAAGUGAAACUAUAUUUCCUUUAGUGAAGUCAUUUUGUGAAAAAUCUUUCAAGGCAGAUGAAUCAAUUCUUAUUUCCUUAUCUUUCCAUUUGGGAAAACUUUGUCAUGGACUAUAUGGAAUUUUUACUCCAGAUCAACACUUGAGAUUUUUGGAGUUUUAUAAGAAACUUUGUACAUUGGGUUUGCAACAAGAAAAUGGACACAAUGAAAACCAGAUUGCAUCCCAAAUCUUAGAGCAGGAGAAGAAAUAUAUUUCAGUACGAAAGAACUGUGCUUAUAACUUUCCGGCCAUGAUUGUCUUUGUUGAUCCUAAAAACUUCCACAUGGAACUCUAUUCUACAUUCUUCUGCCUUUGCCAUGACCCAGAAGUACCAGUCCGACACACUAUUGCUAUUUGCUUUUAUGAAGUUUCUAAGCUUCUGGAUUCUGGAGUAUAUUUAAUACAUAAAGAACUGAUAACACUAUUAGAAGAUGAGUCACUGGAGGUACUAGAUGCACUUAUAGAUCAUCUUCCAGAAAUCCUGGAACUUAUGUGUACUGGCGGAGAAAGCAGUGUUCAAGAUAAUAAGUUGGCCUCUCUGCCUGAGUUGAUUCCUGCACUGACGGCCGCUGAGCAGCGAGCUGCGGCCUCUUUAAAAUGGAGAACUCACGAGAAGCUGCUUCAGAAAUAUUCCUGCCUGCCACACGUCAUAUCAAGUGAUCAGAUUUAUUAUCGUUUCUUGCAAAGAAUGUUCACAAUCAUGAUGACCAAUAAUGUCUUACCUGUCCAAAAGGCAGCUUCACGGACUCUAUGCAUUUUUUUACGUUAUAAUCGUAAGCAAGACCAGAGACAUGAGGUGAUUCAAAAAUUAAUUGAACAACUGGGUCAAGGAAAAAGUUACUGGAAUAGACUCCGAUUUUUGGAUACCUGUGAAUUUAUUAUAGAGAUUUUUUCCAGAUCGUUCUUCUGUAAAUAUUUCUUUCUGCCUGCUAUUGAACUGACAAACGAUCCAGUGGCAAAUGUGAGGAUAAAACUUUGCUGCCUCUUGCCUAAAGUGAAAUCAACUCUGAACAUCCCUGCAGAUAAGUAUUUACUUCAGCAAUUAGAAAUGUGUGUGAGAAAACUCCUGUGUCAGGAAAAAGAUAAGGAUGUUCUGGCUAUUGUGAAAAGAACGGUGUUGGAGUUGGACAGAAUGGAAAUGUCUGUGGAUCCUCAAUAUCAGGCAAAUCUUUAUGAGAAAGACUUGCUGGAUCAAGAGAAAGAAAGAGAAGAACUACUUCUUUUGGAAAUGGAGCAGUUAGAGAAAGAGAAGCAACAGAACGAUGGACGGACCUUCAAUGACAAAACCUUUGAUAAGAAACGUAAAGACAUGACAGUAAAGACUCCAACAAUUCAGCCCAAGAGCAUCCCCAUUUCUGUUCCUGGACCCUCUUCUGGAAUCCCAUCGACAAGCAAAGAAAUCAAGAAAUCCAAAUUGAUUCGAAGCCAAUCUUUUAAUAAUCAAGCUUUUUAUGCAAAAUAUGGCAACUUAGACAAGUGUACUAGUAAAAAUUCUACAACAGGAUAUGCACCUUCUGUCUCAGGGUUAGCAAAGACUUCCGUGGUCUCAUUAACUGAUGACUCGUUCCAGUCGAGGGAUGUCAGCAGUGCUGCGCCUUCCUGUUCUUCAAACUCGGCCCUGCCAAGCACCUCCCGCGGCUCGGUGGAUCCAAAGAGCAGCGGAAGCAAAGACAUGCAACCACGGAAAGCUUCUUUAAAAUCUAGAAAGUCCAAUCCUUAAAUCAUCUGCUUGAGGAACAAGGCAAACCAAGACCCAUGGAGACAAUGUGACUGGUGAAGAGAAGUUGAAGCAAUGGCUGCUGGGACUUU
Messenger RNA from Sorex fumeus (smoky shrew), 2864 nucleotides. It is a transcript of the gene PPP4R4, whose product is annotated as protein phosphatase 4 regulatory subunit 4. NCBI's taxonomy places the organism in Eukaryota, Metazoa, Chordata, Mammalia, Eulipotyphla, Soricidae. The record is from RefSeq and is a predicted model, not a curated record. Bases 151 to 2775 code for a protein of 874 amino acids. The transcript has 25 exons. Gene Ontology annotation, molecular function: protein phosphatase regulator activity. Gene Ontology annotation, cellular component: cytosol; protein serine/threonine phosphatase complex.